Liolophura sinensis is the source of this 1077-nucleotide messenger RNA. Its product is annotated as adenosine receptor A1-like. Gene Ontology annotation, molecular function: G protein-coupled receptor activity. Lineage: Eukaryota; Metazoa; Mollusca; Polyplacophora; Chitonida; Chitonidae. Gene Ontology annotation, cellular component: membrane. The record is from RefSeq and is a predicted model, not a curated record. The coding region runs from base 1 to 1077 and encodes 358 amino acids. The transcript has a single exon. Gene Ontology annotation, biological process: G protein-coupled receptor signaling pathway.
AUGGGGGUUCACAAUAUCACUGGCAACGUCACGGACAUUUGGAACACCUGGAACUACACGAAUAUCGUCAAGCUUGUGUUUUUCAUCCUGGUGUGUUUGGCAACUUUGUUAUUGAACAGCGCAGUUAUGUUGGCUAUCAUACGUAACCGAUCUCUCCGGACACCCACGAACUACUUCUUGUUCUCGCUGUCCAUAGCUGACAUUCUUACCGCUUUGCUAACCUUGCCCGGUCACUUACUUGGUGAGUUUGAGGUAUUGCACGGCCACGAACUCGCUUGCGUCGCCGUCAACUCGCCGACGUUCGUGUUGCCCUGCGCCGCCUUGCUCAGCCUGGUCGCCGCCAGCGUCGAACGUUACAUCGCCUUGAUCUAUCCGCUCCGCUAUCCAACGCUCGUCUCCUCCCGGAAAAUCAUCACGGUCAUUGUCGCCGUGUGGUUGUACGCCUUGCUACUCGGCAUUCUCCCUAUAGCAGGGGUGAACAACAUUCGGGAGAGAGCGGCAAUGAAUCAUGUUCUCCCGGCUUGCAACUUGCUGAGGGUCACCCCGGGAAAGUACAUGGGGUUUGUGACGCUCUCAACAUACAUUCCUGGGAUGCUCGUGCUAGCCUACGUCAACUUCCGGGUGUUCCGAAUCGCGCACAAACAGCGCCGUCUGGUGGCCGCGCAGUACAGUCAGGUCCAAGGCGCCGUUCUGCCGGAAACUAAACGUAAGGUCGUGAUAUUCGUCUUAUUCGUCCUCGGCCACGUUUACGUAGCCUCUCACUUGCCGAUUCUCAUAGCGAUGGCGAUCGACUAUCGGUUCUACCAGAUAAAUAUCGUAACAGAGGUACACGUUCCAUUUGAGAUCUACGUUCUGUCGACUUGCUUGUUGGUCCUCUGUCCCAUUGCCUACCCUCUUAUUAUGGCCUACGGGAAUCGGGAUGUCCGGGCUGCGGUCCGCCGUCUGUGCGCACGUCGGAACCAGGAAAGACAACUGUGGGAGACAACUGUGACUGAAUUUCGAGUACCGGUAAUGAAUUCCACUGUUCAACCGCAAGUAAAGUACAUUACAGAGAUGGCCACAAGAUUACCUUCGUGA